This is a messenger RNA of Patiria miniata (bat star), 3210 nucleotides long. RefSeq names its product hepatocyte growth factor receptor-like. The transcript is spliced from 14 exons. Gene Ontology annotation, biological process: cell surface receptor protein tyrosine kinase signaling pathway; multicellular organism development; positive regulation of kinase activity. Gene Ontology annotation, molecular function: ATP binding; transmembrane receptor protein tyrosine kinase activity. Gene Ontology annotation, cellular component: signaling receptor complex. The record is from RefSeq and is a predicted model, not a curated record. NCBI's taxonomy places the organism in Eukaryota, Metazoa, Echinodermata, Asteroidea, Valvatida, Asterinidae.
AUGCAACAGAGCACAGGAACAAUCAACUUUAGAUUCACAGACCCAACGAUAACAGAUUUCCAACCCCGCCUCGGCCCUGAAGCCGGUGGGACGGCAGUUGGUGUGAAUGGUGCGGCCCUCAACACAGGACGCGAUAUUGAAGCGUUUAUCGGCGACAAUCCUUGCAACAUAACAGGCCAACCAGUUGAAUCCAUGCUAGAAUGCACAACCACUGCUGGCCGAGUUGGAUAUAAAGAUGUUGUGAAACUCUCCUUUGAUGGGGCCAUGAGAACCUCAUCAGAUAUGUACACCUACACUGAGAAUCCUACCAUUACUGAGGUGUCUCCUCUGAAAAGCAUCGUUUCGGGUGGUCGAAUGUUGGCUGCUACUGGCACUUUGCUAAACACAAGCAGAAACCGUCAAAUCUUUGUCACCUAUGGAAAUGGUGAUCUUAAAGAGGAAUGUCAAGGUGGAUCUGCAACGAGCAUGGAGUGCCGGUCUCCUAACAUAACAGACCUCAACAUGAGGAAUGAAAAGUUGACCUUUGGCUUCAUCAUGGAUGGAGUCACUCAACUGUUGACCUGGUCUCAGGAUAACGAUGUCGACUUAGAGUACUUUGAGGAUCCAGUGUAUUACAAAUUUGAAGGCGGCAUGAAGGACAAAGAAGGAGAAACCUUGCGAAUUAUGGGCGAGCGGAUUGACAGCGCUAUCACAGAGGGAGAAAUUGUCGUGAGGAUCGGCGAAGAGAGCUGUACCAUUAUCCUGUUCAGUGCGACAACACUCGUAUGUGAAUUGCCCGAUGAGGCACCAGCAGCCGGUGACUACAUGGGAGGAGAUACCGGGAAAGGUCUGCCUGUUGUAUGGGUUUUCCACAAUAACUUAAAAUCUCGGUUGGGCUACUUGGUCUAUCCCACGGUGCCACUUGUCGCUAUACUUGUACCGAGUUUGACCAUCCUACUCUCCAUGGCGAUACUUCUCCCUGCUACCUUCGUGUACUGCAGACAAUUGCGAAGGAAGCGCACCCAUGACCGAAGACUGCUGGGCAGGAUAGUUGCGAUUCAUCUCGAAAUUGACUCCCACGUCAAAAGACGCAGGGGGUAUAGAUCCCAGAAACAUUCGGAAUCUGCUCAGCCAAAACAAAAGCGCAUUGUCCUGAACAACAAGGUCAGCUUCGUUCCCGACGACAUUCAUAUCGACUUCAGCCAACUGGAAUUGGGAGAAACUCUCGGACAAGGUGCAUUUGGGCGUGUACUGAAAGCUGUUCUACACGAUACGUCCGGGGAAGAUCAAAUUGUGGCAGUGAAGACAGUGCAAGAUUAGUGACGAGAAUACACCUCGGACCCGAAAAAUGUGGUGAAGUUUUUGGAGGAAGGCCUGGUCAUGAAAACUUUCGACCAUGUAAACGUGCUGGGGCUUCUGGGGUUGACCUUUGACGCAGACAAACACCCCUUGGUGGUGAUACCCUUCAUGGCAAACGGUGACCUCAAGACAUAUCUGAUCAAGAAGAAACAGACCUUGGCGACAUCUCUGCUGAUGAGGUUUGCCUCACAUGCCGCACUCGGUAUGAGUUACUUGGCUCAGCACAAGUUUGUCCACAGAGAUCUUGCGGCCAGAAAUUGCAUGGUGGAUAGUGAUCUUCUGGUGAAGAUAGCUGAUUUUGGACUAUCCCGUGACAUGCACAAUUCGGAUUACUACACAAGCGGCGAUGUCCAGGCUAAGCUGCCUAUCAAAUGGAUGGCUCCCGAGUCCAUGGAACGUCGAGUGUACAACGCCAGGACUGACGUGUGGUCAUACGGUGUGCUCCUGUGGGAGAUAUUCAGUAGGGGUGCAAGACCGUAUCGAGGAAUACCCAACCAAGAUGUGUAUGAUUUCUUGAAGAGUGGUCAACGCAUGGAUGCUCCAAAGAACUGCCCGCCAGAAAUCUACGGCAUAAUGGUACGUUGCUGGCAGGACAACCCAAAGUCACGUUGCACAUUCGUCCAAGUCGCCAAUGAGCUGGAAGAACUGUUGGAGGGAGACCGCGACUACGUAGCAGCUCCUAGUGCGGGUGCGGUUGGUAAGCGACCCAUCGAACAUCGCCAAGAACCUGGUGUCACAGACGACAGCUAUCUGGUCCCGAUGCAGCAGGAGACCGCCUUUGGUGCUGACGGCCCGUGUAGUGACGGAGAAACCAGCGGGAGCCAUGCGACUGCUGCCCAUGAUCCCUUGGAUUAUGUUAAUAAAAUUGUCAUUAGAUAAGUGCCGUGCACAUUCCCCGAUAAGAAAUAUCCGAAAAGAAAAUAGUUUGAAGAAAAAGUCUGUUUCAAGUGGCCAACAUAUUAAAAUCUUUGCUUAUCAAGAUGGAUACAAAGGACACACUCCUUGCUCACUUUUAUUUCUAAGAAAAAAGAUUUAACCUUUCAAGUUUUUUUUUUCUCCGUGGAUUAGAAUGAAAUCGUUUACAAUAUAAAGAAGGUAGCAAGCUAAAAUAAUAGCUAAAACAUGUAUUUUCAGCGUCUUAAACCAAUGCCAAAUGCCUUUUUUUUCCGAUUGACAUUGUAGUUCAUGGACAGUGGUAUAUUAAUCUGAGGUAUUAUUGUUGUUUAAUAUCAUUGAAUGAAACGUUCGCAUGCAGUUACGUAAUUUGUAUUACUUCAUAAUAUUCGGAUUUUCCGCAAAUAAGUGCCUGAUUGUUUUUUAAGAAGAAAAUGCUUACAUGUUAUAAUACUAAUAAUCUAAAACCGUUUAAUCUAAAAUACACAGUGAAUUUACAGUAUUGUAUUGUAUAACCAUUGUAGCUAGGUAAAUUGCAACAUUUUAAAACAAGAUCCUACGUUAUCUGAAUUUUGUAAAAUAUGUUCCUGUAAAAACUGUAUAAUAAUAAUAAGCCAUUCAUGUUUAAUUACAAAUGAUAACUUGCCGAUUGGGAAAUUUCUUCACUGAUUCCUGCAAGCUGCAAAAAAUCAUUUAUAUAAAUAUGGGUAAAGUUAUCAGGAAAUUAACAUCUGUCGGUAUCGCAAUAAAACUAGAAGGAACAAACAAUAGCAAUGUUAUUUAGUUUAACGAAUUGCACAUGGGUUUUUAUUAAGAUAAAUCGUUUAUUACAUAAAUGACAUUUUAUAUUUGGAAUACCUGUUAAGGCCUAUAUUCUUAGUAGACAGAUGGCACGUGCAUAUGCAAUUCUUUGCAAAAUAAAUAUGAAGUGUAGCUCAUUUUAUUAAAAUCAUAUCUUGUUUACCUUUAAAAAAAGCU